This is a messenger RNA of Procambarus clarkii (red swamp crayfish), 942 nucleotides long. NCBI's taxonomy places the organism in Eukaryota, Metazoa, Arthropoda, Malacostraca, Decapoda, Cambaridae. The record is from RefSeq and is a predicted model, not a curated record.
AUGUUGAAAAGAAUUGGUGGCGGGAGUCGACCUCUCCUCGACCUGGUUGGUGGCGGGAGUCGACCUCUCCUCGACCUGGUUGGUGGCGGGAGUCGACCUCUCCUCGACCUGGUUGGUGGCGGGAGUCGACCUCUCCUCGACCUGGUUGGUGGCGGGAGUCGACCUCUCCUCGACCUGGUUGGUGGCGGGAGUCGACCUCUCCUCGACCUGGUUGGUGGCGGGAGUCGACCUCUCCUCGACCUGGUUGGUGGCGGGAGUCGACCUCUCCUCGACCUGGUUGGUGGCGGGAGUCGACCUCUCCUCGACCUGGUUGGUGGCGGGAGUCGACCUCUCCUCGACCUGGUUGGUGGCGGGAGUCGACCUCUCCUCGACCUGGUUGGUGGCGGGAGUCGACCUCUCCUCGACCUGGUUGGUGGCGGGAGUCGACCUCUCCUCGACCUGGUUGGUGGCGGGAGUCGACCUCUCCUCGACCUGGUUGGUGGCGGGAGUCGACCUCUCCUCGACCUGGUUGGUGGCGGGAGUCGACCUCUCCUCGACCUGGUUGGUGGCGGGAGUCGACCUCUCCUCGACCUGGUUGGUGGCGGGAGUCGACCUCUCCUCGACCUGGUUGGUGGCGGGAGUCGACCUCUCCUCGACCUGGUUGGUGGCGGGAGUCGACCUCUCCUCGACCUGGUUGGUGGCGGGAGUCGACCUCUCCUCGACCUGGUUGGUGGCGGGAGUCGACCUCUCCUCGACCUGGUUGGUGGCGGGAGUCGACCUCUCCUCGACCUGGUUGGUGGCGGGAGUCGACCUCUCCUCGACCUGGUUGGUGGCGGGAGUCGACCUCUCCUCGACCUGGUUGGUGGCGGGAGUCGACCUCUCCUCGACCUGUGGCGCUCGCCUAGACGGCUGCUUGUGGCGUUAAACUGUCUUUUGCCAUUUUUGAUCGCCGGUGUUUUCUAG